AUGAAUCAAACAGACACUUUAUUGCCAAUAAAAGCAUGUAUAUUUGAUAUGGAUGGGCUUUUAAUUAACACAGAACAACUUUAUACAGAAGUAACAAAUGAAUUAUUAGCUCGUUAUAAUAAGCCAAAACUAUCAAUCGAAGUUAAAACUCAAAUUAUGGGAAUCCCAGGACUCGAAGCAACUAAAAUUCUCAUAAAGUCUUAUGAGAUCGAAGAAUCAGCAGAAAAGCUUUAUAAGGAAGCAGGAGAACUUCAAAAGAAAAAAUUCUUAGAAACUAAAGAAAUGCCAGGGAGUUACAUGGUUUUGAAAUAUCUUAAAGAUCAAGGGAUACCAAUUGUUCUAGCCACAUCAUCUAGUAUUCGUAACUUCCACAUAAAAACAAAUCAUUUAAGCCACAUUUUCUCACACUUUGGAGAAAACAUUGUUCGAGGUGAUGAUCCUAGAAUCCCUAAAGGGCGCGGAAAGCCAGCACCAGAUAUAUAUUUAACUGCAUUAAAUAUAAUCAACAAUGAACGCAAAUCAAAAAGCUUAGAACCUAUAACGUCUAAAGAAUAUAGUAUUCUAGGUGUACAAGCAGGACGAUCCGCUGGCAUGAGAGUUAUUUGGGUUCCUGAACCAGAUAUACUUAAAUAUUUCGAAGAAAAAAAGGAGGAGAUUAUUGGUACUAAUAAUGAAAUCCUUUCUAGUCUUGAAAAUUUUAAUCCCAAAAAAUAUGGGCUUUAAAGUCCUCAAUUUAAAAAUAUUUUAAUAAACAUAAGAAUUUAAUAUUAUUAUAGAGCUUAUAUGUAAUAUAAAUAAUAAAUUAGCAUUUUCAGCUUAAUUUUAUGGAAUCCAAAUCCUACUAUAACUUAUUACUGGUUGUCUACAACAAGGACAUUCUAAAAAAAUAAGCAUAUUAUCAAAAGUUCAACCCAAUACCUUUAAAAUUACGCAUUGCUAAUGUUUUCCGGCAAUCAUCACACAAAGCCAAACAACGACAUGGCCAUAAAACAAUAUUUCUUAUACCAGAGCAACAUAUUACACAUCUCCUUAUUUGAACUACAUUUUCAUCCCCAGAAUUAUUCCCGAGCUUGUUAAUUGACUGUCUACGCUCUUUUAUUGUUUCUAAAAGUCUUUUUAUAUCAUCCGAUCCAUGAUUUGAACAUAAAAUUUCACGAUAUCUUGAUCUUGUAACUAUAGUAUGUGAUGACAUAUGUGACUGCAGAAUACGAGAUUCUUCAUGAUCAGGAGAAAUAAAAGGAGCCAAACUUCCCAAAUUCGGAAACAACUCAGAAAAUGACCUUUCUGCACAGUUUUCAUUAUCAUCGCUAGAGCUCUCAUGUAAAUAUGUUUCUAUGCCUUCAUUAUUUUUCCAAUCCUCAACAUCAUCAUUGCUAUAUAUCGAUAAUGAUGGUAUAAAAUCCGAAUCAUCACUUUCUUCUUCUAACAUAUCAUAUCCUUGAAUAAAUCUAUUAUAAAGAGAAUUGACAUCCUGAUUAUUUUGAACAUGUUCUUCAUAAAGAUGCGCCCUUCCUUUUUUCAAGACAAUUAUAAUCCACAAAAUCAAUGCUUUUACGGUUCGAAUGGUUUUUGUCAAAAGUAUUAUAGUAGGUUUCCAUGUAGAAACACGAUAUCUGUUAAAAUCUUUUUGUUUCCCAUUCUUGCACUCAAUAUUUUUCCUCUCCUUCGAAAACCCAUUAGCAUUUAUUGACCUUAAAUAUUCAUCUGAUUCUUCUAUCCAAGUCUUUUCUACAAGUUUAAUUUCUUCUGCUUCAUUAAGGAAAACAGCUUCUUGUGCUGAAGUAAGUGCCAUCACUCCAAAUUUCAAAAGCAAACCGAAAAAAUCAUCACUCAUAUCAAGACCAAGAUUAUUUCCAACAAAAAUUGUUCCAUUGAAAAUAUCAGUUCUUAAAUUAGAUGAAUGAUUAACAAUCAAUCGUACUAAUAAAGAUAUCAUUAAAGAGAUAAUAAUGACAAAAAUAGUAAUUAAAUGAGGUAUAAAUGAAACACAAACAGCUAUUUUAUUUAAUUCAGAAAAAAACAUAUAUAAAAUCAUCUUUACUUGUAGAAAAAUGUAAACCUCGUCCGUUAUAAAUACUCCAUGAAAAAUAAGACAAGAAACUGCAACCAAUAAUAGUUGAUGAAAUUAACUAUAUUAAGUAUUAAAUAAAUACAUUAAUGACAGUUUAACUCACUUUGAAACGUUCAAUAUUAAAAAGGCAUAAAAAUUGCGACAAUAAAAUUCCAAAGACAGAUAAAAAAGUAAUAACAAUCAUUUCCGUAGAUGGAGUAGAAAAAUUAAGUUCAGUAAAGGAUACGCUAGAUAUAAAUAUUUUAAAAAUUAAAUAACAUUAAACUUACGCAUAUUCGAAAAUAGUCAUUCCAUGGUCAUUUAAAGGAAGACGCAUCUGUAAAGACGCUAUAAAUGUAUUCAUAAAUGUCGUCUAAAAAUGUAAAAAAUAAAUCAAUAUUUAUUUUUACACUCUUACGAAACAUAUAAUUUUAUACGUUGACCAAAGAAUAUAUGGAGCCUCAUAUGGCUUAAUAAAACCAGGAAAAUAUCUUGCAAUUGGAUCAUUUUUAAACUUAAUAUAUGAAAGUAACAUCCAAGAUGUCUUAAAAAGUAAAAUAAUCGGCACCGAACGCAAUACCAGGCGUUUCCAAAAACUCAAAUGAACCGGUCUAGCAAUAAAUAAGACAAAACAAUACAUCGAUUCAAAAUAAUAGCCUAUAUAUUUCAUCAAUUUAAACAAUAUAAAUAAAAGAAAAAAACAAAAACCAUAACAAAUGCAAGAAAUAUAAACGGUGAUGCCCAUAUUCCAAUCCAAAACUCAAACUUACUACGGAUAUUCGAAUCAAUAAGACGUUCUCCUCCAUAAUGAAAGUAAUUAGGCAAUCGUC
Molecule: messenger RNA, 2880 nt
Organism: Pneumocystis murina B123
Lineage: Eukaryota; Fungi; Ascomycota; Pneumocystomycetes; Pneumocystales; Pneumocystaceae
Exons: 9
Coding region: 1-723 (240 amino acids)
Molecular function (GO): phosphatase activity
Source: RefSeq, a predicted model, not a curated record